UAUACCAUUGAAUUACUUACAUAUAGUUUAUUACUUUUUAUUUAAAAAAAAAACAACGCUUUGUUUGAUUAGUAUUAUUACGUUUACUAAGCGUUUGACUAAACUAUUUAAAUAAAAGCCAUUUUUUUUGAAAUAAUAAUUAUAAUUAAGUUUGUCUUUAAAAAAAAUAAUAAUAUUCAAAACAAACCAAUUAUUGUUAACCAAUUAUCUUCCAUACAAUGUCUUCGACCGAUGACAACACUACACCUGACCUGAAAGGUGGUCACCCGCCCGCAGUAAAAGCCGGUGGUAUGAGAAUAACUCAGCACAAGACUCAACACAACGAGAAACCGCCGACAGCUGAGGCCAAAAAAGAGACAGACAUUGCUGACGACAACGAAGACGAAUUACUACCCGAAGUGGAUCUACAGCCAAAGCCAUCGCCGCUGGUUAUAUCCGGCGCAGUUGCACGGGGCGACGGCGACUUUCCGACGGCAUCUGUUAAGGCAUUCCACGAGAAGACUCCGCAGCCGACCAAUGACUUUCGGGCCACUAAUUCAAAGCCUAAUAUUAUCCAUCAGCCAAGGAAAUGAACCAUUCAAUCAAUUGUCAGUUUCCCCCCCUCUCUCUCUCUCUUUAUAUAUAUAUAUUAAGACAGUUAUUGUUUUUUAAAAAUUGUGUGAAGAUAUUGAAGAAGAAGUUGAAAGUCACUCGUUAUAUCUAAAUCUAUAUAUCAUAUAUGAUAUACAAAAACCCUAUUUUUGAUUUUGAAUUUGUUUUUUUGUUGUUGAAAAAUUGAUUGAUUAAACUGAUUGAUUGUUACCACACAUGUUUGAGAGAUAGUAAUAUAAAAAUUUGUAAUCAGAAAAGUCAAAUAAUAGUUAUAUAUAUUUUUUAUCUAUUAUAUUGAAAACAAUAAUUAUUAUUGAAUAUAUAUAUAUAUAUUAUAAACACUUUUUUAAAAUUGCAAAAUAAAUAAUUAU
Oppia nitens is the source of this 962-nucleotide messenger RNA. RefSeq names its product death-associated protein 1-like. The transcript has 3 exons. The coding region runs from base 219 to 572 and encodes 117 amino acids. The record is from RefSeq and is a predicted model, not a curated record. Gene Ontology annotation, molecular function: death domain binding. Gene Ontology annotation, biological process: cellular response to amino acid starvation; negative regulation of autophagy; apoptotic signaling pathway. Lineage: Eukaryota; Metazoa; Arthropoda; Arachnida; Sarcoptiformes; Oppiidae.